Molecule: messenger RNA, 405 nt
Organism: Cadophora gregata
Lineage: Eukaryota; Fungi; Ascomycota; Leotiomycetes; Helotiales; Ploettnerulaceae
Exons: 2
Coding region: 1-405 (134 amino acids)
Cellular component (GO): mitochondrion
Molecular function (GO): oxidoreductase activity
Source: RefSeq, a predicted model, not a curated record
AUGAAGAUUACCGAAGGCAAUGGUGUAGAUAUUGUAUUUGAUCCGGUUGGGCUGGUGGAUUUGAGUCUGAAGUGUCUAAAGCAGGGGGGGAGGAUUCUGGUUGUCGGGUUUGCAGGAACGGAAGGUAGAUUGGAGAAGAUUGCUAUGAAUAGGGUCUUAUUGAGACAAGCUCAGCUGAUUGGCUAUCGUUACGGCGAAACAGAUCGUAUCGAUCCUGCUGAGACAGCACAGAUCUGGAAAGAGUUGAAAGUAUUAUGGGAAAGUGGCAAACUCAACCCGACAAUUUAUAAUGAAGAGUAUCAGGGCUUGGAAAGUGUAGUUAGAGCCAUGAAGGAUCUCGAGGCGAGAAAAGUCUGGGGAAAGGCUGUGGUUGUGAUGGGCCAAGAAGAUCGUCCGAAACUCUGA